Messenger RNA from Belonocnema kinseyi, 6008 nucleotides. It is a transcript of the gene LRR, whose product is annotated as F-actin-uncapping protein LRRC16A. NCBI's taxonomy places the organism in Eukaryota, Metazoa, Arthropoda, Insecta, Hymenoptera, Cynipidae. Gene Ontology annotation, biological process: regulation of Arp2/3 complex-mediated actin nucleation; cell migration. The coding region runs from base 190 to 4560 and encodes 1456 amino acids. Gene Ontology annotation, cellular component: lamellipodium; plasma membrane. The record is from RefSeq and is a predicted model, not a curated record. Gene Ontology annotation, molecular function: protein binding. The transcript is spliced from 23 exons.
CACUUUGGCAGAAGAGCAAGAUGGCGGCUGUUCCGUAUAGUGCUCGGUGACAGACUGACAGCGCCCUGUGACCUGUGCCUAGACGUUUCUUUAGCAUUUAUGCUGACAAAUUUUCGAUUUUUCGCAUUAAAAUCCGCGGAUGAUGUCUUGAACGACCCUUUGUGUGUUUGAGAUCUAAAGGAAGUGAAAAUGUCUACUAGAUCGCAGUUAACGAAAGAUUUAAACGAAUCGGUGAAAUCAUUGCUCGGAAAGCACGUCAAGAUCCUAUUGAAGACUGUGGUCAAAUUGGAGACCAAGCCGGAUAAACUUGAAAAUCGUGUAUUGGUAUUUUCACCAUGUCGCCUCUUCCUCUUAACAGCAAAAGUGCCAACCAGAAUCGAUUUUCACUUCCAUUACUUAGAAAUAACAGCAGUAGAGUCAAAAAGGUCAAAUCUCUUCAGUCUAACAGUAGGCGAGAGAGUUUACAAUUUCACAACAAUAGGUGCUGCUGCAGACACUUCGGAAGUCGAUGCUAUGAUCGAAGCUCUGCACACUGCCAUACGAAAUAUAUUUCCCACAGUUCCUUUAAAUUACGUUAUAAGAAAAAUCGACGUCAUACCAGUUAGCAGAUUGCAAAGUAUAAGAGGCAGUGAUUUAGCCAGAAGUACAGAAGCAACGAGACAUACUGGUCCCUGUGGAGGGUUUUCAACUCAAUAUGCCUGCAUGUGUGAUUUGCAUGGGGUGCCAUACAGAGAAGAAGUUGCUUGGGAUGUAGAUACGAUAUAUUUGUCACAUGACACGAGGGAGUUGAAUUUAAGAGAUUUUGAUCAUCUCGACCAGAAAGAUUUAGUGCCUAUAAUCUCGGCAUUAGAAUACAACACGUGGUUCACUAAACUCAGAGUCUCUCACUUAAAACUAAGUCAUGAACCAUUGGAAAGAUUGCUGCAUGUACUGCGACGGUCUCUCUCAAUUCAGGAAAUUUAUUUGGAUAACUUGGGAAUAAAAUGGGAUUUUGCGCACAAGUUAUCGCUAGCUUUGAUGUCAAAUGCUAACUCGAUGUUGCAUACUAUAGAUUUAUCUAAUAAUAUGAUUGAGGACAAAGGUGCCUCGCACUUGAACGGACCAAUAACAAAAUUGCCCAAGGGUCUGCAGAAAUUAAACUUAGCGCAUUGUGGACUAACGGGAAAGGGCGUUGGUCAAAUCGCACACGCUCUGAGUUUAAACAGGAGCAUGCCGACUAGUCUUCAGCACCUAAACUUUUCUGGAAAUACUUUAAAGGAUGAUAUUAAUAAUUUAUGCAAUUUUUUGGCGCAGCCUAACAGUAUAACGCACUUAGAUCUUAGUGGCACUGAUACUACUCUUGAAUGCUUGUUUGGCGCUCUUUUGAGAGGGUGCGCAACCAAUCUAGUCCACUUAAACGUCGCUCGCAACUCAUUUUCGAGCAAGAAAACCAAAGAAAUUCCUCCUAGCUUUAAGCAGUUUUUUACGGCUACUCUCUCGCUCAAGUACUUAAACAUCUCGUGCUGCAAACUGCCACUGGAAGCUCUUAAGCACCUUUUACUCGGCUUGGCCUGUAAUGAGAGCACGGUUGGAUUAGAGCUAGACAUGAGUGGAAACAACUUGGGUUCGAUGGGUGCUCACGUUCUAGAAUCCUGCAUACAUGGCGUUCGGUGCAUAUCGUCACUUGAUAUUUCUGAUAGCAAUAUGGAUGUUGACCUGGCUCAAGUAAUAACCGCAAUCGGCAAGAAUAAAUCGAUAAAACAUCUGUAUAUGGGCCGUAACACUGCUGGCAUGAAAAGCAAGCACAUUGCUGUCAUAAUGGACGCUUUGGUGCAAAUGAUCCAAGAAGAUGAUUGUGUAUUGCAAGCUCUGCAUUUGCCUGAUUCAAGACUGAAGGGUGAUCUUUACAAUUUGAUUAACGCUCUCGGCAGCAAUACAUGUCUUCAUACUUUAGAUAUCAGUGGUAAUCAUAUUGGAGAUCCCGGUGCGAGGCUUUUGGCUAAGGCUUUGCAAAUAAAUAAUCAUCUGAAGAUCAUCAUUUAUGACAGGAACAGCAUUGGUCUUCUAGGAUAUACAGAUAUAGUCCACGCUUUAGAAAAAAAUUACAGCGUGAGGCACAUGCCAUUUCCUAUUUUUGACCUUCAGCCGUGUAUGAAGGCUUCGGCAGAGAAAACGGAACAGUUAGUUAGAAAGAUUCAGGAUUUGCUUCAGAGAAAUGUCACGCCGUGUAAAUACAGUCAUGGGCAAGCUUUCAGACUUCAACAAGGAUUUUUGUUGAGUUCGACUCAGCAAAUGGUCGAUAGACUCGUUGUUCAGACACAGGAUACUAUCAAGCUUUUAGCUGCAGAGAGCUGUGAUGCUAAUAACGAUAUUAAUUACGCCACUGGACUUAUACAAGAUGCUGAUAAUUCAAAGCAGCUCUUGCCAAGGUUGCACGAAAUGCUACAGAGAAAAGACGAGAAUAAUCCGAUUGAAAUGAAGCUUCUCAAAAUGGCGGAUGACAUCCAUAACGUCGUUUCUGUAUACUUGCAGGAUUCUUUGGAUGCAAUGCUCAAGUGUGCCAGUGAGCAGUGUCCUACAAUUCUUUCGCAAACUGUGAUAAAAGACGAUGAAAGCGAUCCGACAACCGUCGAGUGCGAUCUUCGUGUCUCUUGCAAAGAAAAGAAUCAAGUCGGUCAUGAAUUCAUUCAAACAACAAUUACCGAACAAGCUGGCGCUGAUAUUCUGAAUAGAGUAAACGAAUUGAAUUUGGCAGUGGCUUCGCACGUAUCGGACCGUGUUACUGAUGAAGUAAUUGAAUCUUUAUCGAGAAGUUAUAAAACUUUGAUUGGAGAUUCGGAAUGUAGAACGAGAAGCAGCACGCCCGACGUUCUGCGACCAAGUGCCGGUUCCAUGAGUAGUGGCAGUGUUAUUGGUGUCGCAGUAGGACCUCAAUCACUCAGUAUUGGUAGAUCCAGCCUCGCUUCAGAAGAGGAGAGCACUGCAGAGAAUUAUUCCUUAACUAGCACAUUAGGUCCAUGUAUUAACGAUCCUUCGCCAAUGAAAUUGGAUUACCUGAAUCUCGCUACACCGCAUUUGUCAAAUAAACGGAAGAGUUUGCAUGGGAGAAAAUUAAGGCCUAAAUCGGUGGUAGAUUCGGUUGAAGGUCUCUCGGCUGAUGAUAUUCCAGACUUGCUUCCGUCUCUUCCAAAAGGUCAAACUGAAGGAAUAUCUGAGAACGAACAUUCUUUGACGGAAUCUUUAGACUCAGUUUCGGAAUUACCGAAUACAGUUGGACAGCAAUUACAGCAUCUCGUCAAGUCCAGACCUCGAAGAGCAAAAACGAGAGCGCCUUCUCGACCAAUGUUGCGACCGGAUCAACAGCCAGAUGGACUUACUCUUGGGGAAGGCCUUGAUGUUUUCUUUCGGCCAACAACGCCCACAACUCCACUUAUUUCGCCUACAAGUGACGACAGCUCUCUACACAUCUUCCCCCCUACCGAAGGGAGUCCCAAUUUAUCUUCCAACAGUCAAAAAAGCAUUCCACCAGACGUCGAAAAAAAAUACGGCUGUAGUUCUCCAAUGUUAAAAACUCUUCUUGAGCCAGCACCGCGUUCAAGAUCCAGCGACAAUCUUGAGAAAUUCUCUCCUCUCAUUGGCAGAAGAUCUCAAGGCGAUUCUCCCUUGACUGCCUCGCCCUUAGCACGUCGUAUGAUGAGUGAAAAUUCGCAUGAGAAGACCCUGUAUGAAGGAAGUGCGGAAUCAGGUAUCAACGAAAGUAUGUCCGAGUCAUUGCAAAGAAAUACUCUGCCAAUCGUGGGCUCAAGUAUGACUUCACGCCCUGCAUUGAGAGACGCGAAUACGGAAGAGAAUGGGAGAUCUUUGCAAACUAGUGCUAGUUUUAGUUCCUCGGACAGAGAUACUGAGUCUCGACGAGCGCUUAUGAAGAGAGCAGAUACCGAGAAGACGGGACAGGUGUCUUCUGUUAAAUUGAGGUCAACGGCCUUCGAUCUUAAGAGUCCGACAAACGGCGCUGGUUCAAAAAAUCUUUACAGCGAUACUUCCAAAUCUCCGGUAUUGAAAUCGUUCACUAAAGGAAACGGUCUUAAUUCAAAGAUAACCCCGCCAAUCACGGCACCAAAACCAAGGCCUUGGAGUAUGGCUACGGAUAGAAAAUCAGGUGAAUUUAAUUUACUCAGCGAUGGUUCGAGCCCAAAUACUUCUGCGGGUAACACACCGGAUUCAGGAGAUGCUUUAGAUGAAUCAACCGAUAGUGGAGUUAGUGGCCCAGCCUCUCUACCGCCUACGUUAUCUGGAAGUAGCACGACAAGUUCUCUAAGUAAUUCGAGCGUGGAGAAGAGAUCAGUCAGGGAGUUAGCAGCCAGCUUGACCAAAGGAAAGAUGGAUAAUAAGAAGGAAAAUGAAUUUACCGCACCCGAAGCAUGGAGGUCGGUGCUUCGUCGUUCUGUCAAGCCAUCGCCCGCGAAGGCAGCGGAAGCACCGAAAACGGCUGAGACACCCCAAAUAAGUGUUAAGUUGCGUCGCACUUCGUUUUUGCGUGACUCGAACUUCAAUUAUGACAACGACGUAGUUGACGUUUGAAUCCAUCAGUUUGAUAUUUAUUAACGAUUGUGUCAAUCCUGCAUUUUUUUAAUCACAAAACGAAUUUUAUUCUUUAAACAUAAACAAGAAUAAGAAUAAUUAACUAAUACAUUCCAAUACUGCAUCGAUGCCAUAUUGAGGGAAGCAGGAAAAGAUUAAUUUCUUUUUCUAAAUACUGAUACUCACGCGCCGCAGUCGUAGCAAUUCCCACUUGAUUAUAAAUUUAGUACUUAACUGGAACGAAGGUAAAAGUCUCUGUACAUAUUGAAUGUUCCUUCGCUUAAAAGAAAGACAUAACUUAGAAAAAGAUAAAACCGUAAACUAUACACGAGGCAUUUUAUUGACAGACUUUUUCGCAUCAGAAGCAGUAUUCUCGUAAAAUGAUAACGGAAGAGAUCGAAAUGCAUGUGAAUUUCAAACCCAACACUGCUCUUUCUUACAUUAGUCACGAAAGUAAUUUUAUUUUAGUAAUAUUUCAUAGUAAGGUCAGGUUUCCCUUUUCUCAUUGCAUUAUUCGCAAUGGAUUCCAGCAUAAGUGCCUACCUUUUUUUCAAAUUUCUUCACUUAAAUAUGUUUUACCUAUCGGAAGAGUCUUCCAAAGAUAAGGCAUCUAGACAUAACACGAUUUGGUUCACUCGGGUCAAAUGCUCGAGUAACCUACUAGCUUAUGUUUGUAGAAGCAGAUGAGUAAUUCGGAAAUAAGUCACUCUGCUAAUGAAAAUUUCAUAUUAUAAUUAUAUAGUGAUUUGACGAAUGACUUCGUAAUCAAUGAAAUCGUCACAUUUACAUUCUCCAAGAAAACAAAGUAUUUAAUUCCGGCGAUAAAUCUAUUCCGGCUGAAUUUAAGGCGGAUUGUAUUUAAAGUUAAGACAAAACUAUAGUUGUCCGAGUCAUAGUUUAUAUAUAGAUAUAUAAUUAGUAAUUUAAUGUAAAUUUCAUGGGAUAUCCCUCGGAAGAUGUACAUUAUAUUGUGAUUUGUUGGUUUUUUAAUAGCGAAUGAUAUGUGUGUGUGCGUGUGCGAAUGUAAAUACUUUAUGUAAACUAGUUCUGUACUUUUGAGAGAAAGUGUAUUAAUCACUUAGUAAGUCAGUAUGAACUUUAUUCUACGAAUUCGGAUUCCGAAAAUUCAAUGUCAAUAUUCAUGUUUUAUAUCGAUGUUGAAAUUUUGAAUCAGGUCUACUACGGAUGAACUUUGCUCGAAAUUCUUCACUUACGAAAACAAAAGUCCUUUUAAAGAAAACUUUAGUUUUCAUUUUAAGAAUAUCUGAAAUGUGCAAUACGUGCAAUUUAAUCAAAUUAGCAAAGUUUAUUUUCUGCAAUUUAUUGAUUGGAUUAAUUUUCCAUCCAAAGUUUUUACGAAUUAUGACCAUGUCUUGAGAAUGUUUUAUUUUAGCGAGUGGGAUUUGAAUAGUUUGUUUUAACAGUUUUAUAAAGAAGGGAGUUUUUGC